AGUGGCCCGACGGAAGGAGAAAAGUAGGUCAGCAAGCGCUGUGUUUAUGUCACAGUUCCUCCCUGUGAGCUACAGUGCGAGCGGAUUCAGCGACUUUAAUGGAAUAUAAUAUAAUUUAAAAUAAUAUAAUAUAAUGUGAUGCUGUUGAACGCCUCGGGACACUUGGAACCCCAGCGUCGGACUUCACGUGAUGAUCUAAUGGCGGACCAAAGAAUGGACAUUUCCUCCACAAUGAACGACUUCAUGUCCCCCAGUUCCACAGAGUUGAUCAGUAGUUCUGUCGGGACGCCCGGGAUGGACUACACACGCAAGAGGAAGGGCAGCGCUACAGACUACCAACUCGAUGGAUUUCCUUUCGAUGAUGGUAUGGACACGGAUAAGGAUAAACAAUUAGGAAGAGACGACCAGCAGGGCCGGAUAAAAAACGCCAGGGAAGCCCACAGUCAGAUCGAGAAGAGGCGCAGGGAUAAGAUGAACAGUUUUAUAGAUGAACUGGCGUCGUUAGUGCCGACGUGCAACGCCAUGUCUCGCAAGCUGGACAAGCUGACGGUCCUGCGCAUGGCUGUGCAACACAUGAAGACGUUACGAGGAGCUACAAACCCGUACACGGAAGCAAACUACAAGCCAGCGUUUUUAUCCGACGACGAACUCAAGCAUCUGAUACUGAGAGCCGCCGAUGGCUUCCUGUUCGUUGUAGGAUGUGAUCGCGGUAAAAUCCUGUUUGUCUCGGAGUCUGUAUACAAAAUUCUCAACUACAGCCAGAACGAUCUGAUUGGUCAGAGCCUGUUCGACUACCUGCAUCCAAAGGACAUCGCCAAAGUGAAAGAGCAGCUCUCGUCCUCCGAUACGGCACCAAGGGAACGACUGAUCGAUGCCAAAACUGGUUUGCCUGUAAAGACGGACAUUACUCCCAGUCCCUCCAGGCUCUGCUCGGGGGCUCGUCGCUCCUUCUUCUGUAGGAUGAAGUGCAACCGGCCGUCUGUCAAAAUGGAGGACAAAGACUUUCCCUCCACCUGCUCCAAGAAGAAAGCAGACCGGAAGAGCUUCUGCACCAUCCACAGCACGGGUUACCUGAAGAGCUGGCCUCCUACCAAGAUGGGCCUGGACGAGGACAACGAGCCUGAUAACGAGGGCUGCAACCUGAGCUGCCUAGUGGCCAUCGGCCGUCUGCACCCCCACAUCGUCCCUCAGCCGGCGAACGGAGACAUCCGCGUCAAACCCACCGAGUACGUCUCCCGCCACGCCAUCGACGGCAAGUUUGUCUUCGUCGACCAGAGAGCGACGGCCAUUCUCGCAUAUUUACCUCAGGAGCUUCUGGGAACGUCCUUCUACGAGUAUUUCCAUCAGGACGACAUCGGACAUCUCAUCGAAUGCCACAGACAAGUUCUGCAGAUGAGAGAAAAGAUCAGCACCAACUGUUACAAGUUUAAGAUCAAAGACGGCUCCUUCAUCACUCUGAGAAGCCGCUGGUUCAGUUUCAUGAACCCCUGGACCAAAGAGGUGGAGUACAUCGUCUCCACCAACACCGUGGUCUCAGGCAGCGUGCUGGAAGGAACGGAGGCCAACUACCCUCAAUCCGCUUCCUCGCCUCAGAGCAUGGACAGCGUGCUGACGUCUGGAGACGGUGGAGGGAAACGGGCCCUCCAGACGGUCCCGGGCAUCCCAGGAGGCACGCGAGCCGGAGCCGGUAAACUCGGCCGCAUGAUCGCCGAAGAGGUGAUGGAGAUCCAGAGGAUUCGAGGCUCGUCUCCGUCUAGCUGUGGUUCCAGCCCACUCAAUAUCACCAGCACUCCACCACCGGACACCUGCUCGCCGGGGGGCAAGAAAAUUCAAAACGGUGGAACCCCAGACCUGCCGUCCAGCGGACUCGUACCUGGACCGGACUCGAUAGGAUACCCGUACUCCAACAACCCCAUCAUGAGUGAUAACUCCCACCUCAGCAUCGACAUCAUGGACGAGCCGGGCUCCAGCAGCCCCAGUAACGACGAGGCAGCCAUGGCCGUCAUCAUGAGCCUGCUGGAGGCCGACGCCGGUCUCGGAGGCCCGGUGGACUUCAGCGAUCUGCCCUGGCCCUUGUGAGACUUUAUAUAGGAGAAGCGGCUCUCAGUCGGACCGUGACCUCUGAGGAUCAGGCCCCACCCAGAGCGACCACUUAACCCCCGACACUGAGCAGGAAUCACAGAAAAAAUGCUCAUGUCAUGGAGAACUUGCAUCGCUGCUGCUGUAGAGCCCACACACACACACACACACACACCUGUACAUAAAGAGACCUCGAUUAUAUCUUUGUGGUUUAAUGUUUUUACACUACAGAAAUGGUAUAAAUGUUGAAUAUUCUAUAAUGCUGUAAUUCCAUCUUUUAUGCACAAGUAUCUCUGCUAAGUGUAUUGUAACAGCAGUUGAUUUUAUUUUUAAAAUACAUCGUGUUUCCUCCUCGGC
Neoarius graeffei (lesser salmon catfish) is the source of this 2436-nucleotide messenger RNA. It is a transcript of the gene bmal1a, whose product is annotated as basic helix-loop-helix ARNT like 1a. The transcript has 19 exons. The record is from RefSeq and is a predicted model, not a curated record. Gene Ontology annotation, cellular component: aryl hydrocarbon receptor complex; transcription regulator complex; cytoplasm. NCBI's taxonomy places the organism in Eukaryota, Metazoa, Chordata, Actinopteri, Siluriformes, Ariidae. Gene Ontology annotation, molecular function: protein dimerization activity; RNA polymerase II cis-regulatory region sequence-specific DNA binding; DNA-binding transcription factor activity, RNA polymerase II-specific. Gene Ontology annotation, biological process: circadian rhythm; regulation of transcription by RNA polymerase II. The coding region runs from base 139 to 2079 and encodes 646 amino acids.